AUGGCUCCUCUUCCCUCUACCACGCGUCCCUUACCCAAAAACUCCACUCCUCAUCCGCCCAAAACCACCCCCCAUCCUCUCCCCCACACUGCCCCCCCUCUAUUUGACCGUGAGCCCUUCAUAGUGACCUGGAACAUCCCAAAGCUGGUCUGUAACAGGUACAACAUCUCCCUGGACACCUCCCCCUACAGAGGCGUGGCCACACCUGCCAAGGUGCCAGGUCAGUUCCUGUCUCUGUUCUAUACUGACCGACUGGGGCUCUACCCCCACGUAGACCUGCCUUCCAGGCAGCAAUUCUACGGAGGCAUCCCCCAGAGAGGAAACCUUAGGGCCAGUCUGGCCAAGGCUCGGGCUGACAUCAACUACUACAUCCCCUCCAAGACGGCCCGUGGCCUGGCUGUGAUCGACUGGGAGGACUGGCGCCCCCUGUGGGCCAGGAAUUGGGGCUCCAAGUGGAUCUACAGGACCCUAUCAGUGACCCAUGCCCGCCAGAGGGACCGCUCCCUCACAGCCUGGCGGGCCACGGCUACGGCCAAGAAGCAGUUCCAGGCAGCAGCCCGCAGCUACAUGGCAGAGACUCUGUCCUUGGGUAGCCGCCUCAGGCCCAACUACCAGUGGGGAUUCUACCUUUUCCCCAACUGUUAUAACCAUGGAUGGAUGGUGCCGGGAUACACAGGGAGAUGUACCAAGGAGGUGAUGGGGCAGAAUGAUGAGCUGCUCUGGCUGUGGGAGGCAAGUUCCGCACUCUACCCCUCUAUAUACCUGCAGGCGUCUCUAGGGGACAGGCAUAGCGCCGCCCUCUUGGUGAGAAACCGAGUCCAAGAGGCGCUGAGGGUGUCUGCCCUGCCCGCCCGGCCCACCACCGCACCCGUCUACGUGUACACACGACCCGUCUUCAUCGACCAGAACAGACGCUUCCUCAGCCAGGGGGACCUGGUCAGCACCAUCGGGGAGAGUGCUGCCGUGGGGGCCUCAGGAGCCGUGCUGUGGGGGGCCAGUGCCGACUACGAUGACAAGGCGUCCUGUCAGGCUCUUUCCUCGUACCUCACCACCACGCUCAACCCCUACGUCGCCAACGUGACAGCCGCCGCCCAGCUCUGCGGCGACUUCCUGUGCCAGGGGAACGGGCGCUGCGUCCGGAAGCACUACGAGUCGGACCACUACCUCCACCUGUCCUCAGGGAACUUCCGUAUCCUCCGGGCCAGGGGCACGUACAUGGUCCUGGGGACGCCCAGUCUGGCUGACCUGACUCUCUUCUCCAGGAGGUUCACCUGUCAAUGCUAUGCAGGACGGACAUGUUCCCCCAAGCUGCCCAUACACCUGUCUAAAGCACUGGUGUUUAGACUGAAGCAUCAGGGUCUGUCAGACAAGACUAAGACACUGAAUAAAGUGAUCGCUGAUAUGGAACAAUCAACCAUUAAAGAGAACUUGAAAAAACACUGA
Messenger RNA from Oncorhynchus mykiss (rainbow trout), 1443 nucleotides. Its product is annotated as hyaluronidase PH-20. Gene Ontology annotation, cellular component: acrosomal vesicle. Gene Ontology annotation, biological process: hyaluronan catabolic process; carbohydrate metabolic process. Lineage: Eukaryota; Metazoa; Chordata; Actinopteri; Salmoniformes; Salmonidae. Gene Ontology annotation, molecular function: hyalurononglucosaminidase activity. The record is from RefSeq and is a predicted model, not a curated record.